GGGGCUGAGGCGGCAGCGAUGCGAUGGCGGAGUCGCUGCCCCUGGAGAUGCUCACAUAUAUUCUGAGCUUCCUGCCUCUGUCAGAUCAGAAAGAGGCCUCCCUCGUGAGUCGGGCUUGGUACUGUGCAUUCCAGAAUGCCCUUCGGGAGAGCCUAGGCCGCAGGGGCAUCUCCUGCGUCAGCCUGACCAACCUGGACAGCUCGCCCACCUCGCACCAGGUGCUGCAAUCUGUUGCCUACCACCUGGGCCCACACUUGCAGAGUUUGUGCCUUGGUGGGGGCAGCCCCACAGAGGCCUCCUUUGUGACCCUGGUCCUGGCCUGCCCAGCCCUGCGUGCCCUGGACCUCAGUGGCUGCAACAGCCUCUUCAAGCCAGGCACACUGCUAGCAAAGCCUGAGACGGCCCAGCAGGUCCACCGGGCACUGAGCGGCCUCCGUGAGCUCAAAUUGGCUGGCUUGCGGGACCUGGCUGACCUGAGCUUCAACCGACUGAGCAGCUGUACCCCCAGCCUGGAGAGUCUCUCCUUGGCCUACUGCCACCUCACCUUUGAGUCAGGCCCAACCAGGGGCUUCGUUAACCCUGACAACUCCUCCCCCUCCCAACUCUCCUUCCGCAACCUGCUACAAUUUGUGAAGGGACGGGCCAGGAUGCUGCAGUCCCUGGACCUGAGUGGCACUGGUUUGCCUCCAGAGGCCCUGCAGGCCCUGAGCCAGGUGAAUGGGCUGCAGCUGCAGGAGCUGAGCCUGCACAGCUGCCGGGAGCUCUCCACAGAGGCCGUGGCUGCCCUUUGCCGUCGACAGCCAGGCCUCACCUCUCUGGACCUCAGCGGCUGCUCAGAACUCUCUGACGGGGCCCUCUUGGCUGUGUGCCGGGGCCUGCAGCAUCUGCAGCGCCUGAGCCUGAGGAAACUGCAGCGGCUGACAGAUGUGGGGUGUGUCGCCCUGGGGGGCCUGCGGGAGCUGCAGAGCCUCGACAUGGCCGAGUGCUGCCUGGUCAGCGGGCGGGAACUGGCCCGGGCGCUGGGCUCGGUCCCUGGAGCUCCGCCCCCACUGGCCUCCCUCAGCCUGGCCUACUGUUCCUCACUGAAGCCGCACCGAGAGCUGGACUGGCAGGCCUCUGACCCCGAGGACCCUUCUCCCCAGCCUAAGGGCCCCUCCCUGCUCGUGCUGCAAGACCUGCAGGAGUUGGACCUCACAGCCUGCAGCAAGCUGACAGAUGCCAGCUUGGCCAAGGUGCUCCAGUUCACCCAACUGAGGAAGCUGUCACUGAGCCUGUUGCCAGCACUCACAGACAAGGGCUUGGUGGCUGUGGCCAGGGGCUGCCCCAGCCUGGAGCGCUUGGCACUGAGUCACUGCAACCUCCUCAGCGAUGAGGGCUGGGCCCAGGCUGCUGGCUGCUGGCCAAGACUGCAGCACCUCAACCUGUCCAGCUGCAGUCAGCUCACGGAGCAAACACUGGAUGCCAUCGGGCAUGCUUGCAAGCAGCUCCAGGUGCUAGAUGUGGCCAUGUGCCCCGGUAUCAGCAUGGCUGCAGUCAGGCGCUUUCAAGCACAGCUGCCCCAAGUGACCUGCGUCCAGUCCCGCUUCGUGGGAGGGGCCGACCUGACCCUUACUCUCUGAGACCAGGACUGCGGCUGGCACUAGUCCAGGUCAGCCCAGGGGAGCCUCAUUCCAGCUAUCUAUUGCCACCACAAGCCCCUGGAAAUGCCAGUUCCUGCUCUCCUGGUAAGGCCCUAGCCCAGAGGCCAGGCCCAGAGGGGGGCUGCCCACUCUGGCUGUUCAUAGCCACAUGUACCCCACAUCCUUCCCCAAGGAGCUUUAACAGCAGACCCAGGCUUUGUUGUAAACCCAAAUAAGAUUAAA
This is a messenger RNA of Condylura cristata (star-nosed mole), 1862 nucleotides long. It is a transcript of the gene LRRC29, whose product is annotated as leucine rich repeat containing 29. The coding region runs from base 24 to 1619 and encodes 531 amino acids. The transcript has 7 exons. Gene Ontology annotation, molecular function: protein binding. Gene Ontology annotation, cellular component: SCF ubiquitin ligase complex. The record is from RefSeq and is a predicted model, not a curated record. Gene Ontology annotation, biological process: SCF-dependent proteasomal ubiquitin-dependent protein catabolic process. NCBI's taxonomy places the organism in Eukaryota, Metazoa, Chordata, Mammalia, Eulipotyphla, Talpidae.